AAGGCAGGUCAGAUGAAGGCUAGGUGGCUGGAACUACAACAUGGUGCCCAGCUUCCUCUCCCUGAGCUUCUCCUCCUUGGGCCUGUGGGCUUCUGGGCUGAUCUUGGUCUUAGGCUUUCUCAAGCUCAUCCGCCUGCUGCUGCGGAGGCAGAUGUUGGCUAAGGCUAUGGACAACUUCCCAGGGCCUCCCACCCACUGGCUCUUUGGACAUGCCCUCGAGAUCCAGGAGACGGGGAGCCUCGACAAAGUGGUGUCCUGGGCCCACCAGUUCCCAUAUGCCCACCCACUCUGGUUCGGACAGUUCAUUGGCUUCCUGAACAUCUAUGAGCCUGACUAUGCCAAAGCUGUGUACAGCCGUGGGGACCCUAAGGCCCCUGAUGUGUAUGACUUCUUCCUCCAGUGGAUUGGGAGAGGCCUGCUGGUUCUUGAGGGGCCCAAGUGGUUGCAGCACCGCAAGCUGCUCACACCUGGCUUUCAUUAUGAUGUGCUGAAGCCCUAUGUGGCCGUGUUCACUGAGUCUACACGUAUCAUGCUGGACAAGUGGGAAGAGAAAGCUCGGGAGGGUAAGUCCUUUGACAUCUUCUGCGAUGUGGGUCACAUGGCGCUGAACACACUCAUGAAGUGCACCUUUGGAAGAGGAGACACCGGCCUGGGCCACAGCAGGGACAGCAGCUACUACCUUGCAGUCAGCGAUCUCACUCUGUUGAUGCAGCAGCGCCUUGUGUCCUUCCAGUACCAUAAUGACUUCAUCUACUGGCUCACCCCACAUGGCCGCCGCUUCCUGCGGGCCUGCCAGGUGGCCCAUGACCAUACAGACCAGGUCAUCAGGGAGCGGAAGGCAGCCCUGCAGGAUGAGAAGGUGCAGAAGAAGAUCCAGAACCGGAGGCACCUGGACUUCCUGGACAUUCUCCUGGGUGCCUGGGAUGAAGAUGACAUCAAACUGUCAGAUGCAGACCUCCGGGCUGAAGUGGACACAUUCAUGUUUGAAGGCCAUGACACCACCACCAGUGGUAUCUCCUGGUUUCUCUACUGCAUGGCCCUGUACCCUGAGCACCAGCAUCGUUGUAGAGAGGAGGUCCGUGAGAUCCUAGGGGACCAGGACUCCUUCCAGUGGGAUGAUCUGGGCAAGAUGACUUAUCUGACCAUGUGCAUCAAGGAGAGCUUCCGCCUCUACCCACCUGUGCCCCAGGUGUACCGCCAGCUCAGCAAGCCUGUCACCUUUGUGGAUGGCCGGUCUCUACCUGCAGGAAGCCUGAUCUCUAUGCAUAUCUAUGCCCUCCAUAGGAACAGUGCUGUAUGGCCCGACCCUGAGGUCUUUGACCCUCUGCGCUUUUCCACUGAGAAUGCAUCCAAACGCCAUCCCUUUGCCUUUAUGCCCUUCUCUGCUGGGCCCAGGAACUGCAUUGGGCAGCAGUUUGCCAUGAGUGAGAUGAAGGUGGUCACAGCCAUGUGCUUGCUCCGCUUUGAGUUCUCUCUGGACCCCUCACGGCUGCCCAUCAAGAUGCCCCAGCUUGUCCUGUGCUCCAAGAAUGGCUUUCACCUCCACCUGAAGCCACUGGGCCCUGGGUCUGGGAAGUAGCUCUGAUGAGAAUGGGGUCCCAGAUGGCUCAGGCUGUGACCUCCCUGGGCACCACCCUCCCCAGGCUGGGUGUGGAGGAGUUGGGGCACCCUGCCUUCAGGAGGCUUGUAGUUUAGAAGGGAAGUAGGCAUUACCAUAGACGACUCCUAGAGGACAGUGCUAUGUAAAAAUGUGUGUCUAUAAAUGUUUAUCAUGCAUGUAUUCUAGAGCUCAUUCAUUUAUUCAACAAACAUUUGGUGAGCACCUAUUUCGUUCGAGAAACUUCAUUUAUCUCCUAUAAUUGGCAAACUUAAAAAUGCAGCAGAAACUUACAUUCCAACCUUAGAGACUCAUAGUGAGCACAAGGAAAGUUUUGCCCUGAGAUUCAUGGUUAUGGCUGGGUACCACCAAAUAGAAGAAUGGCUUAGGGGAGUGCCCCUUCACUGAGAUGUGUUUCUUUGUUGAACUUUGUGUGUGUGUGUUUAGAAUAUAACAGACAUAAGAAAAAAUUACCUAAAUGAAGACUGUACAAAAUAAUAAAUAAUUCUGAAGCAGA
Molecule: messenger RNA, 2114 nt
Organism: Pan troglodytes (chimpanzee)
Lineage: Eukaryota; Metazoa; Chordata; Mammalia; Primates; Hominidae
Gene: CYP4B1
Product: cytochrome P450 family 4 subfamily B member 1
Exons: 12
Coding region: 41-1579 (512 amino acids)
Molecular function (GO): oxidoreductase activity, acting on paired donors, with incorporation or reduction of molecular oxygen; iron ion binding; heme binding
Source: RefSeq, a predicted model, not a curated record